CGAGGAGCAGAGCACUGCCUGCUUCAGACAAUCACAUUGACUCCGUCUCCCUCUCUCUCUCUCUCUCUCUCUCUCUCUCAAUAUUUACUUCUCCAUUUUCGUUUUUCUCCAAUCUCUUCACUGCUCUCUGUUCCAUACCCUACUCCUCUCUUCGUCUCUGUGUCUCGCUUCAUUUCUCGCUUUGCUUCGAAGAGAGAAGAGAGAAUAGGCAGGGGAGCUCUGUUUCCAUGGCGAUGCGGACGGCCAUCUCCAGCAGGAUCCUCUCCCGGGCCGCCCUUCCCGGAGCUCGGUCCAUGUCCUCCUGGUGGCGCAGCGUCGAGCCCGCUCCCAAGGACCCGAUACUCGGCGUCACUGAGGCCUUCCUCGCCGAUCCCAGCCCCGAUAAAGUGAAUGUCGGCGUCGGGGCGUAUCGAGAUGAUAAUGGAAAGCCGGUUGUUCUCGAAUGUGUUAGAGAAGCUGAAAGAAGAAUCGCUGGUAACUUGAAGAUGGAAUAUCUCCCGAUGGGCGGUAGCGUGAAUAUGGUGCAAGAAACACUGAAGCUAGCUUAUGGGGAGAACUCCGAGUUCAUCAAGGACAAAAGAAUAGCAGCAGUGCAAUCUCUCUCAGGGACUGGUGCAUGUCGACUUUUUGCGGAUUUUCAGAAGCGAUUUCGUCCUGAUUCCCAAAUAUAUAUACCAGUGCCGACCUGGGCAAACCACCAUAAUAUCUGGAGAGAUGCUCAGGUUCCACAGCGGUCAUAUCAUUACUAUCUUCCAGAGACAAGGGGGUUAGAUUUUGCGGCAUUGAUGGAUGAUGUGAAGAACGCUCCCGACGGCUCUUUCUUUUUACUGCAUGCUUGUGCUCAUAAUCCUACUGGGGUGGAUCCCACAGAAGUGCAAUGGAGAGAAAUCUCAUAUCAAUUUAAGGUCAAAGGUCAUUUUGCCUUUUUUGAUAUGGCAUAUCAAGGUUUUGCUAGUGGCGAUCCAGAGAGAGAUGCAAAGUCGAUCAGAAUUUUCCUCAAUGACGGCCAUUUUAUAGGAAUUUCCCAAUCGUAUGCCAAAAAUAUGGGUCUCUAUGGACAGAGGGUGGGAUGCCUCAGUGUGCUAUGUGAAGAUGAAAAGCAAGCCGUGGCAGUCAAAAGCCAAUUGCAGCAGCUUGCAAGACGAAUGUACAGUAACCCUCCUCUCCAUGGUGCGCUCAUUGUUUCCACUAUUCUUGGGGAUCCAGACUUGAAGAAAUUGUGGCUCAAGGAAGUGAAGGUGAUGGCUGAUCGGAUCAUUGGGAUGCGGACUGCCCUGAGAGAGAGCCUUGAAAAGCGGGGUUCAACCUUAUCAUGGCGGCACAUUACUGAUCAGAUUGGCAUGUUCUGCUACAGCGGUUUGACUCCUGAACAAGUUGAUCGCUUGACGAACGAAUAUCACAUUUACAUGACUCGUAAUGGCCGUAUCAGUAUGGCUGGAGUCACAACAGGAAAUGUCGGCUAUCUAGCAAAUGCGAUCCAUGAGGUCACAAAAUCUGCUUAGAGGCUCGUUAUUCAACUAUACCUAUUUAAUGAGGUAUGAAAUUGUGGCACGGCAUCGAGAACUUUAUCAUUUGCUCUAUUUAUAUGGGCUUCAUGAGACUAGAGUAAAGACGUGAAUAAUGGGCAUCAUCAUAAUUCUUGUCUGCUCCAAGUUUAUGAUGUUUCUUUCAGGGUCAUUGGAGACGGUGUUUGUUGGAGCAAAAUUUGAUAUCAUGCUGAGAAUAUCUUGUGAGGAAACUCUCGGAUUAGUUUUUUAAAAAAUGAGAAUAAAGAAGCAGGCCAUUCUUGUUAUUGUUCUUUUGGAGGUGAUGAGAGUAGAUGUUGUUGCUGGCAAAGGGACCGGUUUCCAUCUUGGUUGCUUGUAUGCUCAAUCAAGAACCAUGAGAUUUAACUGCUUUGA
This is a messenger RNA of Punica granatum (pomegranate), 1901 nucleotides long. NCBI's taxonomy places the organism in Eukaryota, Viridiplantae, Streptophyta, Magnoliopsida, Myrtales, Lythraceae. The record is from RefSeq and is a predicted model, not a curated record.